Molecule: messenger RNA, 1398 nt
Organism: Colletotrichum karsti
Lineage: Eukaryota; Fungi; Ascomycota; Sordariomycetes; Glomerellales; Glomerellaceae
Product: glycosyl hydrolase family 28
Exons: 3
Coding region: 1-1398 (465 amino acids)
Biological process (GO): carbohydrate metabolic process
Molecular function (GO): polygalacturonase activity
Source: RefSeq, a predicted model, not a curated record
AUGAGAGUCUCGUCCCUCUUCGCCGCCUUGGCAGCCGCCAGUACCGCCAUCGCCAGCUCGAUUGAGCUCCCGGCAGGCGUACCGCGUAACAUCCAGGAGUUCCGCGAGAAGCAUCCCUUCGAGAAGCGCGGUAAGGACUGCCACCGCAAGACCUACACCCUCCGCGCCUCCAAGGACGACCUGGACGACAUCUCGGAUGAGUUUCUCGAAGGUUUGAAGAAGGCCAACAACGGCGGUACUCUGUACCUCCCCGCCAACCAGACGUUCAUCAUCGGCAAGCCUCUGGACCUGACCUGGCUCAACGAUGUGCAUGUCCACUGGGAGGGUGAGAUCAAGUUCACCAAUGAUACGCCAUACUGGCAGGCCAAUGCCUUCCACCAUCCCUUCCAGAACUCCAUCAUGUUCUGGAAAUGGGGCGGAAAGGACGUCAAGCUGUACGGUGAGGGUGUCUUGAACGGCAACGGCCAACGCUGGUGGAACGAGUUUGCUGGUCUUGAAAUUCUCGACCCCAGCAACUCCUACCUGCGCCCGAUUCUGUUCUAUGCGGAGAACGCAACGGGCUUGUCUAUGGAAGGCAUCCACCUUAAGGACUCUCCUUGCUGGACUACCUUCAUUGUGACCUCCAAGGACAUCUCCUUCAAGGACGUUAUUUGCACCGCUGAAUCCAACAACCACACAGCGGAGCCCAAGAACACUGACUUUUUCGACUCCCUGAACGUCGAGGACGUCCGCGUCGAGCGCACAUGGGUCAACAUCGGCGACGACUGCUUCUCUCCCAAGUCCAAUGCCAGCAACAUUCACGUCGACACCAUGUACUGCAACGGCACUCACGGUCAAUCCAUGGGUUCGCUGGGCCAGUACGCCGGCGAGAAGAGCUUUGUUAAGGAUGUCGUCAUCGAGAACGUCUGGAUGCUCAACGGCCAGCACGGCGCCCGCCUCAAGACCUGGGCCGGACCUAACGUCGGCUACGGCUUCAUCGAUAAUGUCACCUUCCGCAACUUCUGGCAGGCCAACAACGAGUACACCGCCUUCAUCGAUUCUUGCUACUUCAACAUCAACGCUACCACCUGCGAGCAGUACCCCUCGCAGAUGAACAUUACCAACAUUCUGUUUGAGAACUUUUCUGGAUACAGCAGUGGCAAGUAUGGACGCGCCGUCGCCAAGUUGACCUGCUCGACCAACCCCAAUGCUGUUUGUGAUAACAUCCAGUUCAAGAACUUCAACAUCACGACUCCUUGUGGUGGAGAGCCCGUUAUUCUGUGCGAUGGUAUCAAGGGCGGCAUAGGCAUGCCUUGCAUCUCAUCCAACAGCACCGAGGCCAAGGAGGCUUUGGCCGCUAAGUGCACGACGGCGCUGGCAGAGGCUACGCCGUGGGUUGUUAGACCUUUCGACGAGUAA